AUGACGGCACCAAGCGUGAUCACAGCGGAUACGAAGAUCGAAUCCCCCGAGGCAUCGGAUACCCAGUCCGAAUCGCUCGACAUCGACUACGAGGCGGAGAAACGGCUGCUCCGGAAGCUGGACUGGCACAUCCUGCCAGUGGUAGCACCCCUCUACGUCUGCAGUUUCCUCGAUCGCAUCAACAUCGGAAAUGCGCGGCUAUACGGGCUGGAGGAGGACCUGAACCUCACCGGCCAACAAUUCCCCAUCGCGCUGUCCCUCUUCUUCGUCACCUACGUCCUCGUCGAGAUCCCGUCCAACCUGAUCAUCAAGCGCGUCGGCCCUUCUCGCUGGAUCCCUUUCAUCACCUUCACGUGGGGCAUCGUCGCCACGUGCACCGGCCUCGCCCAGAACUUCGCCGACCUGGUGUCGCUCCGCCUACUACUAGGCAUCUUCGAAGGCGGCUUCUUCCCGGGCGUCGCGCUGUACCUGACGUGCUUCUACACGAAGAAAGAGCUGGCGAUGCGACUGGCGCUGUUCAUGAUGAACAGCAGCAUCGCCGGGGCAUUCGGCGGGCUCCUCGCCUACGCCAUCGGUUACAUGGACGGCACACUCGGCUACCGCGGCUGGCGCUGGAUCAUGAUCCUCGAGGGGAUCCCAACCUGCCUCUUCGCCACCAUCGCCUUCUUCACGCUCGCCGACUCCCCCGAAUCCGCAAAGUACCUCACGCCCACCGAAAAGGCCCUCCUCCGCGCCCGGCAGGCCCGCUACGCCACCUCCCGCACCGCCGCCGCCGAGCACCUCCAGCGCUCCGACAUCCUCCUCGCCCUGCGCGACUGGAAGCUCUACCUCUUCUCAUCGGCGGGCUUCUGCACCGCGACGAUGAUCUACGGCUACAGCACGUUCCUGCCGACCAUCAUCCGCGGGCUGAACCCGUCGUGGUCGACGCUCAAGGUGCAGGCCAUGACGAUCCCGUGCUACACCGGCGGCAUCAUCUCGUGCCUGCUGGUGGCCUGGGUGUCGGACCGGCUGCAGCGGCGCGGGGCUGUCGCGGCGGCGGCGACGCUGGUGGCGUGCUCGGGGUACGUGGUGUUGCUGACGACGCAUGGAGGCGCGGCGGGGUAUGCGGGGUGCAUGGUGAUUCCGCUGGGGAUGUAUGCGGCGUCGGGCGUGUGCAUUGCGUGGGUGGCGGUGAAUAUGCCGAGGUAUGGGCAGAGGGCGGUGGCGCUGGCGAUGAAUGUUAUGGGGGUUAAUACGGGGGGGAUCAUGAUGAGUUAUAUAUAUCCCAAGUCCGAAGGCCCCCAGUACCAUCGCGGGCACUCGGUGACGCUUAGCCUUGGCCUUGUCGCCGUCACCAUAAUGGCUUUCCUGUCGUGGUAUUUUUCGCACGUCAAUAGGCGGAGGGCGGCGGGGAAGGAGGACUGGAAGGCGGCGAGCUUGACGCCGGACCAGAUUGAGGAGUUGGGAGAUCGGAGUCCGCACUUCAUCUACACAACGUGA
This is a messenger RNA of Lasiodiplodia theobromae, 1479 nucleotides long. Its product is annotated as High-affinity nicotinic acid transporter protein. Gene Ontology annotation, cellular component: membrane. Gene Ontology annotation, molecular function: transmembrane transporter activity. Bases 1 to 1479 code for a protein of 492 amino acids. Lineage: Eukaryota; Fungi; Ascomycota; Dothideomycetes; Botryosphaeriales; Botryosphaeriaceae. Gene Ontology annotation, biological process: transmembrane transport. The record is from RefSeq and is a predicted model, not a curated record. The transcript has 5 exons.